This is a messenger RNA of Hibiscus syriacus, 679 nucleotides long. Its product is annotated as agamous-like MADS-box protein AGL62. The record is from RefSeq and is a predicted model, not a curated record. Gene Ontology annotation, biological process: positive regulation of transcription by RNA polymerase II. The transcript has a single exon. Bases 14 to 679 code for a protein of 221 amino acids. Lineage: Eukaryota; Viridiplantae; Streptophyta; Magnoliopsida; Malvales; Malvaceae. Gene Ontology annotation, molecular function: DNA-binding transcription factor activity, RNA polymerase II-specific; protein dimerization activity; RNA polymerase II cis-regulatory region sequence-specific DNA binding.
AUCUUCUUCAACAAUGAUGAACAACAGUUCUAUCCAGGGUCGCCGGAAGAUCGAAAUGAAGAAGAUAACAAAGAAAAAUAAUCUUCAAGUAACCUUCUCCAAACGUCGUUCCGGUCUUUUUAAAAAGGCUAGUGAACUUUGCACACUUUGCGGGGUCGAUGCUGCGAUCGUAGUCUUUUCCCCUGCUGGCAAGGUCUUCUCUUUUGGCCAUCCUCACGUUGAGUCCACCAUCGAUCGGUUUCUCAGUCGAAGCCCUUCGGUUCACAACGUAAAUGCGUCUUACAAUGUCGUCGAAGCUCAUCGAGAUGCUAACAUCCGUGAGCUUAAUGCACAUCUAGGUCAACUUGUUGACAUUUUGGAAAUUGAAAAAAGGAAGGGACAAGCACUCGACGAAGUAAGGAAGGCGGGUCGAAGGCAAUGGUGGUGGCAAGCUCCGAUUGAUGAACUCGGAUUGAGUGAGCUUCAAUUGUUGAGAAAUGCACUCCAGGAGCUGAAGAGGAGUGUGGAGAAACAAGCCGAUUUGCUGCAGGCUGCGGUUGAGUCGAGCAAUUGCUGGCAAUUUUUGGCCCCAAAUGGUGUGGGAACUAGCGGUUCGGGAAGUGAAGGAAAUGAAAUGCAUACUUCUUCUGGUAUUACUCCAUUGCAGAAAUUUGAUCAGAACCUAUAUCUUGUUUUUUAA